Myripristis murdjan (pinecone soldierfish) is the source of this 2275-nucleotide messenger RNA. It is a transcript of the gene nudt18, whose product is annotated as nudix (nucleoside diphosphate linked moiety X)-type motif 18. Gene Ontology annotation, molecular function: 8-oxo-dGDP phosphatase activity; 8-oxo-GDP phosphatase activity. Lineage: Eukaryota; Metazoa; Chordata; Actinopteri; Holocentriformes; Holocentridae. The transcript is spliced from 7 exons. The record is from RefSeq and is a predicted model, not a curated record. The coding region runs from base 185 to 1192 and encodes 335 amino acids.
GACAGACAGGAGCCCCGGGCGGGCGGAGCAGAGCCGCUCCGGGCGGGCGGAGCUAGCUGGACCGUACCGAGCCGGUUAGCCGGUUAGCCGGUGAGCUUCAGCAGGCCCCCUCAGGUGACAGGCUCUCCGCAGCCGUGUCGCUGAGUCACGGUGUGUCUCCGCAGCCGGGCCUCCUCUCGGCCGGAUGGAGGCGCAGCAGCAGGAGGUGGAGCAGCAGGUGUGGCGGCUGCUGGAGGGUCAGGGGUCAGAGGUCACGGCGGCGGACGUGGGCCCCGAGCAGAGCCGGCCCGUGGCCCUCAGGAAGAGCGUCACCUACAUCGUCUGCGCCGUCAUCUUCAACGACAAGGAGGAGGUGCUGAUGGUGCAGGAGGCGAAGCAGGAGUGUUAUAAGCAGUGGUACCUGCCUGCAGGGAGGAUGGAGGUGGGAGAGAGCAUCGAGGAGGCGCUGAAGAGAGAGGUGAAAGAGGAGGCGGGGUUUGACUGCCAGCCAAUCACGUUGCUGCUGGUGCAGGAGCAGGGGCCGCAGUGGAUCCGCUUCAUCUUCCUGGCCGAGGUCACAGGGGGGACUCUGAAGACCCCGGCUGCAGCGGAUCAGGAGUCUCUUCAGGCGUCCUGGUGGGACAGACAGGCUCCUCUGGCUCUGAGGGGGCGGGACAUCCUGCGUCUGAUCGAGUCGGGCCUCAGGUACCGGCAGGCCCCUUGGCACCCGGCCACGCUGCCUGUGGAUCUGAGCUGCCGUCACGUGGUGCAGCGGCUCGUCCUCGUCUUCACCAACGCCCACGACCAGCUGUGGCUGCUGCUGCUGCGAGCGCCGACGCCCCACCUGCCCGCCGCCGUGGCGGUGAAGACGCACGCGGUGACCUGGGGGGCCAACAUGGUGGUGCAGGAGGCCAUGCCGUCGGCGUACUACGACCACGAUGUCAGCACGCUGGGCGUGUUCAGCCUGCAGCACGGCGGCCGGCAGCCCGGCAGGACCGACGGCGUCUGCCUCAACACGCUGGUGGCGCUGGUGCCCGACCGGGUGCAGCGCGGCGAGGACGGCCGCCGGCUGGACCGGGCCGAGUGCGCGCUGCCGCCGCCCGUCGAGAACCCCCGGUACUUCUGGUACCAAAUCCACAACCAGACGCUGAGGGAGGAGCUGCUGAGCAGGACCAGGAAGAACGCCAUCGUCCCCAUCCACAGCCUCUACUGAGCCGCCGCCGCCGCCGCCGCCGCCGCCGCCGCCGCCGCCGCCGCCGCCGCCACCGCGCCCGGCUGCCUGACAGCUUUAAGACUCAACACACCGCCAGCUUACAACACACACUUUACUCAAAAAAAACAUCUCAGUUAUAUACUUUGAUCAGUCAGCAGUGAGGAGAAGCUUUAAAGACCCCAUGAAAUGACCUCACAUGACCUCUGCUUCCUGUCAGGCAGUGACAUCAUCAUCCUGCUCUGGUUUCAACCAAUAAAACCUCACAAAUCUUUAAACGUCCUCUCUCCUCUGUGACGGCGUAUCAGGGCCGUUUUACACAACAAGACUCACAAAUUCAUGAGGAAAAAAAUCUGAAUGUGUUUUUUUUCUUGUAAAUUUGUGUUUUUAUACUCUGAGAAUUUAUUUAUUUUUUUCUCUUAAAUUUCCGAAUUUGUUUCUUGUGAAUUAACUGUCUCCCUCUCCAGCUCCAGUAUUUUUUUCCGUAUAAUGGCUGCAACCUGCCUUCUUGCUCAUCCACUUGUCCCUUCAAAAUAAAAGUCUGUCUCUCUGCCAAACAGAGUCCACACAGAAUGAUGAGAGCAUGAGCUUAAUCACAUGAAAUGUCACAUUUGUUGCACCACGCCCCGCCCAAACAGGAAAUACAUCAUAUCAAGAAAGUAAGAGUUCAUUUUAUGGGGUCUUUAAUUGUGAAGUGACAGAUGAAACACUAACCCUGCGUUCCAAUACUCAUACUACCAUACUAUUUAGUAGGGGAAAAAAGAAUUAGCAUGCAUAUUACAUACUAAACUACAUACUUUGUAAGGGCCACUGUAGUACAUACUAAAAGUAAAAAGUAUAAGUAUGCGAUUUGGAACGCAGGGUCUAAUAUUCCUGUGGGUUGUAUGAGAAGGUGAUUGUGUUGAAGAGUGCGAGUGUGAGUGUGUGUGUCCUCCAGUCUGGAUAAACUAAUAGAUAGCGGACCAGUUAUGAUGUAAAUAAUAUUAAUAAUAUAAUAAAUAUAAAUAAUAUAAACAGAUCACAUGAAAGCGGAAGCUGUCGAGCUGCUGUUUGAUCUCGAAAUGAGACCUUUUUUUUUUUUUUUUU